AGACCGCUUACAAAAAUUUACACCGCAAAUAUCUUCCAGUAAAAAGACGAAGGCGAGUCUUUAAUUUUUUUUGUAUGUGAUUCUUCCUUUUGGAGGUUAAAAAGAUGUGGCCUGUGAGAUACGAUUGGAUAAAUCAGUAAAGUGGCCUUUCAUGAAUCUAAGAAGUUCCGAUACUUAUGUAACCGGGGCCCGACAGGAGACAUAGACGUUUAGGCAAUUGUAAGCGAUUUGUUGCGUCUAAACCGGACUUCAACUAAGCAUAUCGCUUGCCCUUAAAAAGAUCCAGAGUUAUCGCUUACACAUUAUUGCCAUCGUGUUUACGUGCAUAUUAUAAUCAUGAAGCUCUAUUGUCUUUCCGAUAAUCCUAAUAAGCCUUGUUACGUGUUAAAACACAAAAACUCUUUAGUAAUGCUGGAUUGUGCAUUGGAUCUGAGUUCGGUGAUGAGUUUUGUUCCAUUAACGAUGGUGCAUUCACCUCGUUUGAGCCAGUUGGCUGCAUGGACCGCAAGAGAUGGGGUGCUAGAAGAUCAUAUUGAUUUUCGGGAAAAUAAUGGCAGGGCAUUUAUAAACGCCGAACCAGAAUUUCUGCUUCCUGAGUUAGGUCUAUUGAAUAUUGGUGACAUCGAUGUCAUUCUCAUAUCCAACUACACCAAUAUGCUCGCUCUUCCCUUUAUUACUGAGAACUCUGCUUUUAGGGGAGAAGUUUACAUGACCGAACCUACAUCGCUGAUAGGCCGUUUAUAUAUGGACGAACUUAUCGAAUAUAUUGAGCGAUGUCCAAAACCAAAAUUAGCUAAUAAAAUUUACAAGGAGAUGUCGUUCUUUAAGCAUCUAGCCGCGUUUAAUACAGACGCUGAAAAAGUGCCAUCAUGGCAGGAAAUUUAUACAACAAAAAACGUUGCCAGCUGCUUAAUGAAAGUGAAGACAGUUGGAUUCAAUCAGAAGCUUUCGGUGUUUGGUAACGUCCAUGUUUCAUGCGUGUCCGCCGGGUUUUGCGUUGGAAGUUGUAACUGGAUUAUACAGUCGGAUCAGGAAAAGAUCGGUUACAUGGCAUCGUCAUCAACGUUGACCACGCAUCCAAAGCCGAUAGAGCAUCAGCCCCUUCGUGGGAUGGACAUGCUGAUCAUGACCUCGCUUACCCAAACACCCCUGGCCAUACCCGAUACCAUGCUCAGCGAAAUGUGUCAGGCCGUCGAGCAGACCUUGAAUCGAGGCGGUAAUGUUCUGAUUCCUUGCUAUUCAGCAGGGGUUGUGUACGAUCUCUUUGAGUGUCUUUCUGGCCAUUUAGAAAGUCGGAAUUUGUUCAAUACGAUGUACUUUGUAUCGCCUGUAGCCAACAAAAGUUUAGCAUACUCGAGUAUUCUGGCGGAAUGGUUGACCUCGUCAAAACAACAACGAGUCUAUGUUCCCGAGGAGCCGUUUCCACAUUCGCAUUUAAUGAAAUGCGGGCGGCUUAAGGUGUAUGAAAGUAUAGCAGACGAAGCGUUCAUGAAUGACUUCCACAUACCGUGUAUUGUAUUCGCAGGGCAUCCAUCAUUACGAUUUGGCGACUCUGUGCAUUUGAUGGAGCUAUGGCAAAACGAUCCUAACAACGCCGUCAUAUUUACUGAGCCAGAUUAUAACUAUGUGGAUGCUGUCGCCCCAUUUCAGCCUGUAUCAAUUAAGGUAUUGUACUACCCAAUUGAUACAUCUCUCAGCUUUGCACAAGCCAACAAGCUUUUACGGGACCUUAGACCCAAUAUUUUAUUGUCACAUAAACAGUACAGUGAACCACCAGCUAUGUGUCCAGCCACCCCCGGUGUAUGCGCCCUAGCUCUUGAGCCUGAGGCAAGAUACUUAACGUGUCGAAGACCAGAAGUAGUUCAGAUUCCAAUAAAACGCAAAAUCCAGAAGGUGGAGUUGGACCCCGCUCUAGCUGACGAUAUAAUCCCAGUCGAAUUGGAGUCUCGAAAGGGCGUCGCCGUAAGCUCAGUGACAGCAACGUUGAGUGUUAACAACAAUCAAUGCAUCUUAAAGAAACCGCCGAAUCUCUCGACGACGAUCAGUUAUCCGUAUGGCGAAUUAAAUGUGAAGUUGUUGACAAAUCGUUUAACGAAAGCUGGCUUUACCGACGUUAAGACUGAAGUCUCGGGUAAUGCGACGACAAUCCAUUUGGCCAAGGAGGGUGUGCUUAUCCGUCUCGAAGACCACUCCACCCAUAUACUUGACUCUGUUGAUACAACCGUUAGGAGUAAAGUGCAAAAAGCCGUUCUUGAGAGUCUCGAAAAAUUCUAAUAGCAGACUGAAAAGUUCUAAUACUGAGUGCGUACACAGAUAAAUAUUAAAAGCAAGACAAAGCAUACGAAUUCAUAAUACUUACGUAUGCUAAAAGGAUCGUACCAAAUCUGUCGCUUAGAUCGAUUGAAAACAGAUCUUAUCGGAUAGGUUCUUACCAACCAGGGGAAGUCAGUGAAUUUUAAUUAUUAGACUUCUAUGUUCCGAUUUCUACGCCUGAUUUCGCCGUUAGGCGUUCCAUGACACAGCUUCCAGCACGAAAUGAAGUGUAUGUCAAGGUUUGAACCCCUGAAUAAUUAGCAGGCAAAUACGUUUAUUAUAUAGACCUAACAAGGCUGAAGCACACGGCAGAAAAUCGUGUAAAAUCUAUAUAUGAAACGAAUUUAGAAUGCUUUGACGUGCGGUGAGAAUUCAAAAUGUGUAAUAAAGACUGCUUCAACUUACGUAAUUGAAU
Varroa destructor (honeybee mite) is the source of this 2728-nucleotide messenger RNA. It is a transcript of the gene IntS9, whose product is annotated as integrator complex subunit 9. The record is from RefSeq and is a predicted model, not a curated record. Gene Ontology annotation, cellular component: integrator complex. NCBI's taxonomy places the organism in Eukaryota, Metazoa, Arthropoda, Arachnida, Mesostigmata, Varroidae. Gene Ontology annotation, biological process: snRNA 3'-end processing.